Molecule: messenger RNA, 691 nt
Organism: Xiphophorus couchianus (Monterrey platyfish)
Lineage: Eukaryota; Metazoa; Chordata; Actinopteri; Cyprinodontiformes; Poeciliidae
Product: V-set and immunoglobulin domain-containing protein 10-like 2
Exons: 4
Coding region: 2-655 (217 amino acids)
Molecular function (GO): protein binding
Source: RefSeq, a predicted model, not a curated record
CAUGCCACCCAAUGCAACCCUAAUCAGAGCGACGUACAACAGCCGACAGCGUAACGAGGUGGAGCUGGAGUGGCAGGUCGACGGUACGGAGGAGACUGGAGGAUGGACUGGUUUCCAUGUGGAGUACCAGUGGGUGUCUGAGCGACCAAACAAGAGACGGAGCAGCAAUAUUUCACAGCUGCAGAUGGAGGAGAGGAUUGCCUCCCAAGACUGGUACCGUACCAUCAUCCAGGAUCCAGGCAGCAGGAGUCACACAGUUCGAGGACUGACUCCGACCGUUACCUACCAGUUCCGCAUAACACCCAUCAACCACCGCACCAUCGGACACCCGUCUCCAACAAAAACUCCAGCGGAACCACGCAACAGCAUGUACCCUGCUGUGAUCGGAGCAGCGAUAGGCGGGAUGCUCUUCGCAGCCAUUCUCACAGUCCUGCUGCUCAUGUACAUAAUCCGCAACCGCAACAACAACCCCAGACUGCAUGACAUGCUGUUUGGCAUGCAGCACAGCCAGUCAAGAGAGAACAUUAAUUUUCCAGAGGAUGAAAUGGUCAGAGGGUCAGAUGGAGGGAUAGAGGACAUCGGGGGAUUAUCAACUGCAGGCAAGUCAACCUGGCCUCAAAAACUGUUUCUUCUUUUCUUCUGUUUUUAUCAUUAACAUAACAUUUAGCAAUUUUAAGAAUCAACAGUUUAU